AACUAAUUUAAUAAUUCACAGUAAUUUUUCUAUAAUUAAAAAUGUUUAAAUUCCAUAAUGGGUCUUUUUAUGAAACUGGGCCAACAGAAAAAAUAAUACGGUCCAAUUGGAUCCCAACCUUAAGCAAAAAAAUUUGUGAGGGUCUGUCACAAGCUCACCCCAAUGGCUUCCAUCUCCUGUCUACCAACUCCCGCCAAAACAUCAAUCUCCUCCAUCUCGCCUAUCCUGCGCACGCCCUUCGUUAUUCUGUACCCUGUUCCAUUUCCCUUCCCGUCUCUCUUUUCCUCCACAUUUUCUUCUAAGUCCAUUUCCGCAGGGCGCUUAUCACUGCCGCUCAGAGCUUAUCGUCCCCAUAAAUACGCCUAUCCUGAUCCUAUCCCCGAAUUUGCAGUCGCUGAGACUAAGAAGUUCAAGGCUGAGCUUUGGAAGAAGCUCUCAAAUGACAAGGAGACAUUUGGUGAUGAGCUUCAUACUGUCGUCGAGGUUUGUGCACAGAGCAUGCAAAUUCUCCCUCUCUAUAUCUCUCUUCUCUUAUUCUGGACCAAGAAGGAGUCUGUAGAUUUCAUUUGAAGAUAUGGGAAAUGGGAGUUUUUAGUCAGAAAUGAUGAAUAUUUUCUCGUGGACAUUUCAACUUUCAAGGAAUGUAGGGUUCAGACUCAACACUUAUCCUUAUGCACAGAUAGUCAGUGUCUUUACACUAAAGUAGAAACUAUUGCAUUUACGUUAGCAACAAUACCAUUAUGAUCUAGCUAUGACCAGCUUAAUUGUGUUUGAAUGUGCUCAUUGAUAUUUAGUAUCAAUACAAUAUGUGGUCCUAGGCUUGAAUGUACAUUGUACUUAAUUAAUAUUUCCAUUUUGUCUCAUGUCAGUAUGGGUGUUUCGAUUUUAGUCCAACCACUUCCAAGUCCAACUGUUAAGCUGAUAAAUCUAGAUACACUAUGUAACUCCAAUUAAUGCAUACUAUCAGUUGGAAUAUUCUCUCAUAUAAUUUUUUUAUACAUUUUCAUUGAAUUGAAUGGAAUACAAACAAGCCAAAGACAUUUGGCUCAAUUGGUAAAAUCUCUUCCUAUUAUUUGAACCAAAAGAAGAAGGAAAUCUAAACAUGUGAAGAGGGUAUUCUUGGUUUUAUAUGGUGACAAUAUUAUCUAUUUCUAGUAAACUGGAAAUCAUAAAUGCUUAUAGUAUUUUUUGUUACGUAUGCCUCGGUUCCAAAAUUAGUUAGAGCAUAUACAAAAACGUACCAGCAAUAAGAAGAGACAUGCCUAAGCAUUAUAAACAAAUUGCUGAUGCAGUCUACAUAAAAAUUGAGAACAGUUUGUUUAUACCUUUAUUACUAGCUAAAACGACUCUACUUCCCCUUAAAUGUGUAAUAUGCCUAUGUUGGACUUCAAAGAAAAAUUGGUUAGCUUUAGCUUUUCUAGUUUUAGAUUCUAAGGAAUGUUGAAGCCUAAGGUAGGGUGAGCGAUCCUAGCAGUAAGGAAUAUGGUUAUAAAGCGAUUCCAGGAAGGAAAAUCAAAAGAAGAUUGUAGAGUGGUUCUCUGGCUAUUUACUAGCACUUGCUGUAUGUAGAAGGGACUGCUGUAGAAUUUAAAUUCAUUAGUCCUGAUAAAGUAGGCAUAACUGUUCUUGGGAGAAGUAAAAAAAAAAAAAAGAAGAAAAUCACUUGUUUUAAAAUGGAUGGUUGUCUUGAGUUCCGGAGAUAUAGCUGAGCUUAAAAAAGUCUUGAUUUUUUGCAUCUUCCUCGUGUAUAUCCAAUUUCAGAUCUCUAAUUUAUCUUAAGUUUAAUGAACCAAGCACAUCAUCAUCACUCCAGGGAGAAAAGUCCAACUUGUUUUCCCCUCCCUCUCCCCCUCUUUCCCCCUAUAACUUAUGGGCCAUACAACAGGUUGAGAAUGGGUCUUUGUCAACAAGAAAAAACCUUAAUUUUAGAUUUUUUUUUUUUAAAUGGAGGAAUUUGCACAAUUCCACCCUUCCAGUGCCAGUGGUCCGCAACCCAAACAUAAAUUCUGUAGGAAGUAUGGUUUUCGUCAACUUGUCAACUUGGAAAGGAUUCAAUGCUAGAACAUGCCCUGCAUUGCCCACAGGAUUUCCAUGCUCCAGAAGAAAGAAAUUACCAAUUUUCGGACAGCUUCUAUCAUAUUAGUUUUAUUUUUUGUGCAUUUUUUGGCCCAGUGCUGCGAUUGUCCUUGUUAUGCUUUUUAAGCACAAAGCAUGUUCAUUUCUAAUAGAAACGUAGUAAUCUCUCAUGAAAAAAACUAAU
Messenger RNA from Carica papaya (papaya), 2260 nucleotides. RefSeq names its product protein PLASTID REDOX INSENSITIVE 2, chloroplastic-like. Gene Ontology annotation, biological process: regulation of gene expression. The record is from RefSeq and is a predicted model, not a curated record. Lineage: Eukaryota; Viridiplantae; Streptophyta; Magnoliopsida; Brassicales; Caricaceae.